AUGGAGGCCGUGGUUGUGGAAGUGUACCAAGGCGAGGCUAAAGUUGCCAGCGAGGAUAUAUCGAGCCCUAUCACUGCUGCUGAAGCGAAGGACGCUCUUCGUGACAUCAAGACAGCCUGGGUGGGCAAACUGACAGAAGCCAAUGGCAGCACUGUCUUGGCAGGGCGGCGCGAACUGACUCCUGGCGCCAUCUACCAUCUGCACCUGCAGGAGCAGCCGGGGCUGCAUGAGAAGGAUCGUUCCUGGAUUCCGCCACCCAGCAAUGUGGAUAAGACAUUGAUCACGACACGAGCCAACUUGCUGGAAGCCUUGCAAAAGCGCGACUCUGCACCGCCUGCGUAUGCGAUCACCAUAGAUGAGGCUGGCUACUUGGCUGGACAACACAUUAAGGGCAAGGAAGCGCAGAGGCAGUCAUAUGACGCCGUCAGCUGCCUGUUGAGCGUGUUCAAGGACGAAUUCCGCGACAACAAGGUGGCCACCAUGGUGCACAGCGUGACAUUGCUGGGGGUGGACUCCGUGCGGCGCCUGCUGCAUGAUGUCAACAGGGGCGUCCAUCAACAGCACCCAGAGGCCAGUAGCAGCGCAAGCGCCAUGGACGUGGAGAGAAGCAGCCACAGCGACUCCAGUCAUACAUGGACGAACACCUCCCCCUUCUCCGAGCACAACCUCUUCGAGCUUGACAGCUUCAGUGUGGAACAGAUUGCUGAUCUCCUGACCCAGUACAGAAUGCAGUAUCAGCAGCUCUAUGGCUUCCCCCUCCAGCUGGAUGUGCAGCCUCUGGCACAGCUCAUCCUAGAGCGCACAGGCGGCUUUCCGGGCCUGGUGGGGCUCUGUUGCUCUGAGAUAACCAGCAAAGUCAUCAGCAACCCCCGUGACUGGUACCAGUGGUGCGGCACCGAUCUGGUCCGCCGAGUGCAGCAGCAGCGAAACUACAGCUUGAUCAGCAACACAGUCGCCUACCUCCUGGCCUCGGGCAGCUGGCCACGGCUCCAUGAAGUGCUCCAUGACCUGCUCCUUUACAAUAGCUCCACAGCAGAGCGCACUGAGCGCCGCACCAUUGUGGAGAUGCUUCUCUCGGACGGCAUUGCAGCAGUGCUCCGAGUGCGCUGCCCGUUGCUGCGGGACGUCAUGCUUGCUGAAGCGCGCUUUGGCCUGGACUCGUGCCCGGCACCGCCCGACCUUACAACGCUGGACAUGGCAUGGGUCCUGCGCGAGGCAUUCCAGCGUAUUGACAUCCACAACAUUGAGGCAGCAGCGGCGCGCACGAAGUCAAAGCCCUUCUCUGAGUACAUCUGGCAUGGGGAGCUCUUCCCACUGAUGAAGGCCAUCGUCUACAAGGCCUAUCCCUCACUCUGCUACAGGGUCAUCACAGAGGCGCGAGCGCUGGGGAGUGCUCAGCAUCACAACAAGCGCAUCGACCUGGCGAUGACCGAUCAGAAACGCCUUCCAGCUCAUGGCGUUGAGGCAUUGAUCUGCGGCAGUGUGGAGUGCGUCCGGGAGCACUACAUGCGGGCUGCCAGCAUCUACCAGCCAUUGUACUCGCAGCAAUCCGAUGACGGCACGGCACUGCCCAGCACCAUUCAGGUAGUCAACAUCUGCUCAAAGGAGCAGCCAGGAACGGGCUACGGCUGGCAACCAGAACAUGAUAAUGGGCAUGUCAAGAUGGUCCAUGUCAUGCUUUGCAAGGACUACAGCGAAGCGCAUGUCACCUGGAGUGACAGCAUGCAGGAGGUCCUGACUGUAAGGAGUGCGGCGCACGGUCAGCUCGAGUUCCAUAUUCCGCAAGAGUUGUAG
This is a messenger RNA of Coccomyxa subellipsoidea C-169, 1794 nucleotides long. RefSeq lists its product as hypothetical. NCBI's taxonomy places the organism in Eukaryota, Viridiplantae, Chlorophyta, Trebouxiophyceae, Coccomyxaceae. The transcript is spliced from 7 exons. The record is from RefSeq and is a predicted model, not a curated record. The coding region runs from base 1 to 1794 and encodes 597 amino acids.